Molecule: messenger RNA, 1036 nt
Organism: Moneuplotes crassus
Lineage: Eukaryota; Ciliophora; Spirotrichea; Euplotida; Euplotidae
Source: the annotation of a GenBank genome assembly
UUUACUCUGAUAGAGAAUAAUGGGACCCUACUUAUCAACCCCUGAUAAAACUAAGCGUAGUGAAGAUGGCGUUGCUUCUAAACUCAGAUAUGGAGCCACUGGAAUGCAAGGAUGGAGAAACACCAUGGAAGACUCUCAUAUUGCUCAUAUUAUGGAUGAAACUCCUGGCAAAGAGCUUUCUAUGUUUGGAGUCUUCGAUGGCCACGGAGGAAACCAGGUCGCAGAAUGGAUAAGAGACAACUUCGCUAAAGAGAUGUUCAAGUUCGAUAGCUAUUCGAAAGGAGACUAUAAGACAGCCUUGAGGGAGACCUUCAUUAGAAUGGACGAGCUUUUAAAAACAUCUACUGUGAAGAAGGAACUAGAGAAAUACACUGUUGGCUCAGGUGAAGACGGAGGUAUGGGAGCCAUGGGAGCUAUGGCUAUGGUGCAAGAUCAGGAUAUUGCUAAGUCUGUAGGAUGCACUGCCUGCGUCUGUAUUAUUACCAGCAAAGAGGUCAUCUGUGCUAACUCAGGAGAUUCAAGAGCUGUUUUGUGCAAGAAAGGUGUAGCACAUCCUCUGAGUGAAGACCAUAAGCCAGAGAAUACUGAAGAGAAGGAGAGAAUCGUUAAGGCCGGAGGAUUUGUCGAGGAGAACAGAGUCAAGGGAAUGUUGAAUCUUUCAAGAGCCCUUGGAGAUCUUGAGUACAAACUUGACCCAGACCUUUCUGUUGAAGACCAGAUGAUCACCUGUGUUCCAGAUAUCAGAUCAGAGAAGAUAGAUAAGAACACUGAAUUCCUCAUCAUUGCUUGUGAUGGAAUCUGGGAUUGUCUCACAAACCAAGAAGCUUGUGACUACAUCCAUGAACAAUCAAAAAUCUUGAAAAAGAAGACUGGAAGCAUGUUCAAAUGCUCUUUCUUGAACGAAAGAAUGUUUGACAAAAUCAUCGCCGAAGAUAUUGCUGCUUCUGGAGGUUUAGGAUGCGAUAACAUGACCUCUGUUAUCAUCAGCAUCAACGAUAAAAUCUAAUUUUCACAAUUAAAUUCUGAAUGCAAGAUA